Molecule: messenger RNA, 2853 nt
Organism: Penicillium vulpinum
Lineage: Eukaryota; Fungi; Ascomycota; Eurotiomycetes; Eurotiales; Aspergillaceae
Exons: 2
Coding region: 1-2853 (950 amino acids)
Source: RefSeq, a predicted model, not a curated record
AUGGUGAAAUCAGACGUGCGCAAAGAUUACUAUGCGGACCUUGGGCUCCAGCCCAGCGCGGAGCCUGAAGAGAUCAAGAAACAAUUCAGGAAAUUAGCACUCAAAUACCACCCAGACAGGAAUCCAGGACGAGAAGUCGAGUUCAACGCUAAAUUCCAGGCCAUCCAGGCUGCCAAUGAGAUCCUCAGUGACCCCUCCCAACGACUGAAAUACGACACCGAUCGUCUCCGUGCAGGCUACGGCAAGUUCUACGGACCGCCCAAGGCAAAUACCCAGCGCAAAACACAAAACCCCACCUACCCUCCUCGAGCUGCGCCAACUGCCUCGACGUCUGCAAGUCCACAGUAUGCAAAGGCAGCCCCGAGUACCCCGUCAGCUGGCGCUCGACGAUACGCAUCCCAUGCGCGUGCCGGUCCGCAACAAUUCAAACAACAAGACAGUGCGCAAACAAGGGCCGAUGCAUUCCGUGGCUUUAACAAUAUGAGAGGAAAUCAGGCUGGAUGGCAGGACUUCGAUCCUGCAACUGGUCGUGCCACCGGUGGUGUCCCAGGCCCUGGGGCACAGCGUCAUCCUUUUGGAACUUCUGCGCAAUCGACCCGGCCCAAGUCUGCCUUUGAAACUCACAACUCCCAUUCGAACGCACAAUCUUUCAAGAAGAAGCAAGGCUUUGCGCCAGGGGUAGCUGGAGGAGACGAACCGAUGGCCCGGAACACCUCUGCUUAUACGAAUAACAGUAGGGCUGAACGAACGAGCAGCCAAUACUUCAAGUCUGCGCCGACACCAACUGCGAAGAAACCAGCAUCACCUGAGCCGUCUCGGCCUAGUUCUCGCAAUUCAUACACUCCGGAGUUCGAACGGCCCAGUCGAAGCUACGCCCAGGCAGGCAAGGGUGAGAAGACUUUCUUUUCAAGCACUGGACUAGGACGUUCUGCGACCAUGCGUACCCCAUCAGGUUCUUCUCAUCAAAAAAUGCAUACAGGUAAAACCAGCCCUUCCUCCGGCCGAUCUGGGAGAUACCGUAGCGCCAGCCCCUCGCCCAGGCGGAACCACAACAACUAUGACUCUACCAGCUCGAGUGAAGGGGAAGAGACUAUGCCCAAGCCGAAGGCUGUACCAAAGAGUCGACUCGGACCGCAUCAAACGUUUGCCGACUUCUACAACAGAGGAAAAGCAAGCCCUGGAAAUGGUAUGGACUUCACCUCCUUCCUCCGCACGAAUGGUCUUGAGGCCGUCAAACUACCAGAUGGUGGCUACAAACUCCGUCCGAUUGCUCGAAAUUGGCUCCCUAAUCAACGUAAUCCUGCUGACACGGAUCGCCCUGAAGGACACACCUCAGAUAGUGCAGCUUUCCCAAAAAGCUCAUAUAGAUCGGACCAACAGCCCAACCCGUCGGGUUCUUCCUCUUCGGUCAAGUAUGUUCGGUGCACCUAUUCUCAAGUUUCGCCUUAUCUGACUGACACUGGUAUUAGCACCGAUCCGGCAAACAAUGCGCAAAGGCCUCAGUCUGCCGCAUAUGCACGCAGCAGCACAAGUGACUUGCACAAGAAGUUUUCUGCGGAUGAUUGGCGGGCUCAUUUGGGUCAGUUCGAUUUCAUGGGCUCUGCGUCGCAAAACAAGGAGGCACUCCCGAGAUCGCCCGCCUCGCAGAAUCGGGGGCGCACAAGCAAUCGAAGCGGCCAGAGACAAACCUCCUCGACUAGAUCACCGCUUCCGAAUCCUUUCGGUCCUACUCCUCUCUAUCAAGCUUCACAGUCAACACAGCAACCACCAACACCCUUUGCACAAGCAAAGUUCUCCGCAGAUUCGUGGUCUGAGCAGCUUCGAAAUAUGUCAUGGACUGUAUCAGAAGCCGAGAAAGCCAAACAAAAGGCAAACGCUGCACCACCUAGGAGUCCAAAGAAACAGCCUAGAGCAGGCACCAAAUUGCGGAGUGUUCCACAGCCGGCGAGCGUUGGUACUGAAGCAGACGAAGCUAAAGAAACUGUCAAUGGCCAGGCUCCUCCAGGGCCAGCCUGGACAGCAACGCCGGAAGUUGAGGAGAUGGACCUGGAUGAUGACCUUCCUACUCCUCCGAACAUACCGCCCAAGGUCCCAGCUGGAAGACCAAGCAAUGGCAGCCAUCCCGAUUUGGCAUCUCAGGCUGCGCCAGAUGCACCUCCAGUCAAGAAGUCUAAGCCUCAAAACACAGACCCCCGCACUCCUCUAUUCAACCUCGAGAAUCUCCGCAAUACCGCACCGUUCACCAAUACGACAAGCGGAGGUAUCGAAAAUCUUGAAGACUUCCACACAACUCUCCCCUUCGAAUCCCAAGCCAAGCAGCAACGGACCACAAGAAACGACAUCCGCCCUCGUGUACUUCAACUUCCAAACCCUCCCAAGCGACCUACAGCCCCGAAACCAGUCUUCCAAACGCUGACCUCUAAGCAUCCUGUCCUCCCCCGGGAUAAAUGGAACUGGUACGUAUCGGCAAUGGGAACGUACAUGCACGAAUGGAAUGCGUUCAACAGCCGCAUGCUCACCCACUUCAAUGCGCGCCAAGAAGCGAAUGAAACCGGUCUCGCGCCAGGCUGGAUCAGCGCCGUUGGAGACUCUACUCGUCUCAAACUCAACGGUACGGAUGAUGAUAGCAACGAGGGCACACCCAAGGCCCGUAAGGAGCCUGAUGAUCAUCACGGUGAUGAAUUCCUCGUCCCUGGCAGUAGCAAGGGCGGCUUCAGUGCUUAUCUCCGUGGUGUCGAGGAGGACAUCCAGGUGCGCAAGCAUUGGGACGUUGCAUGUGAGCUGCACCGUGAAUGUAUCAUUGAGCUUGGACGGCUGAGAGAGUGGAUUCGGGAUGGUGGGAAGGUGGUUUGA